Cydia strobilella is the source of this 5223-nucleotide messenger RNA. It is a transcript of the gene fidipidine, whose product is annotated as coiled-coil domain-containing protein 93. The coding region runs from base 99 to 1874 and encodes 591 amino acids. The transcript has 10 exons. The record is from RefSeq and is a predicted model, not a curated record. Gene Ontology annotation, biological process: Golgi to plasma membrane transport. NCBI's taxonomy places the organism in Eukaryota, Metazoa, Arthropoda, Insecta, Lepidoptera, Tortricidae.
CUGAGACACAAGCACAAGCAGCGAGCAAACAGAAUGUGUAUUAAUUCUUUAUUUAAAAAGUUUUAAUUAUCUGCUGUAAUUAUAUAAAUAUAAUCAGAAUGGCAGCAAAACAGAAAAAUAUUUUUACUCGAAGUAAACCGUUGAUGAACAUUUACAGUGGUGUAGAUCAGGAAGGAAAAGAGGUAGAGGUUCGUGAAGAUGCGGAACAGUUGGUUAAGUGGCAUGAGAUAUCGGAUGCGUUGGUCGCGGCCGGGUACUACCGCGCCCAGCUGCAGGGUCUGUCGGCUUUUGACAAGAUCGUCGGCGGGCUGUCUUGGUGCAUAGAGUUGUGUGAUAUCGACGUAGAUGUCAGUUUACUCUUUGAGGAGAACCUUACUAUUGGAAAAAAGAUUGCACUAACAGAAAAAAUAGUUAAAGUACUACCUUCUAUGAAAUGCCCAUUCAUAAUUGAGCCUCAUCAAAUCCAAGGAUUGGAUUUCAUCAACAUUUACCCCCUCAUACAAUGGCUGAUCAAAUACUCAAGUGAGUUCCGAGAAGCAAAAGAAGAUGAGCUCCGGAAGUUUGCCGUGAUGCAGUAUGACAAGGAACAUAUUUUUGAAUCAGAUAGAAAAGUAUUUGAACAAAAAGAAAGAUUGCUGAAGAAUUUAUCUGUUUUACAAAAUCUAUACAAACCAUGUCGAAUCCGCAAGAGGAUAGGCGGUCUGCCAGCAAAUGAACUGGAGCAGGUCAACGCAACCCUAUCUGAAUACGACCAGAGGAUGCUCCUGCAUAUCACCACACAACAGGAUGAGAGUAAAAAAGAUGAGGGACUUGAUUUCCUGUAUGACUAUGAAAAGACACUAGCUGAUCCAUCUAAAAUAACAACAGAAACUGACAGGUUUACAAAGAAUCAGGAGAAUAAUGUGGACGCUGCUGACACCAAAAUUCACUAUGCAGUGCUACACUCAGAACUCACUGGAGAACUUUCUAAGGAGCUGGAAGAAAGUGAAAAGCUCAAAUAUUCAGAGGAAGUGGACAAACUCACAAAAACUGUCGAUGCUAUGGAGAAGGAAGUAGAAAAAACUAAGAAGGAACAUGAAUGUAAAAUGGAAAACGCAAAGCAGGAGUAUACUAGUGUAUUAGAAAAGUUGCAAAAAAUUACAUAUAAGAUGAUGAACUCUGAUGAUAGUAGUGACAAAAAUGUGAAGAAAUUUUACAAGACAUUGAAGGAACUGGCGCGGGAAAGAAAUGAGUUGUUGCAAAUAAUACAGCACAGGGAGAAGGAAAACAAGAAAUUACAUGAAGAAUUAAGUGCCGCCCGUGACCCGGCAGUUAAAGUUGACGAUCACCCACUCACUCCAGCCGAAUUAAAGGAGUUCCAAGACAGAGAAGAAAAACUAAAAGCAUUUAUAACCAAUAUGAGAUUGGAGCUGGCCAGAUUAAACAGAGAAGUUCUGAGGUACACUGUAGCCUUAGACGAGGUUCCUGGCACUGCUGAACUACUGCAGUAUGAGAAGAGAUUUAUUGAACUCUAUAAUCAAGUUGCAUCAAAACAUAAGGAAACUAAACAGUAUUAUAUAUUUUACAAUACGCUUUUUGAAGUUAAAAUUUAUACCUCAAAGGAGUUAAGUCUACUAAAUUCCAUUUUGGAUAAUUAUGAAGAGGCCAUGUCUUCAGCCAGAAAGAGAGAAGAGUUUAUGUCGCAAUUCGAGUCCAUCGUCGAAUGGGUGAACCAAACAGUGAAGAAGGUGGAACACAAGUUCAAACACGAGAAGGACCAGAAGAUGGCUCUCCACGCGGAGUACUCGCGGCUCAUGGAUCUCCAGCGACAGUACGCGGCGGCUCUUAAGAAACUCGCAGAAGAGAGGCAGAAGUUUGGAAAGAGGAACAGCUGAUCUGAUCAUGUGGAAAUGGUUACAUAAUUAAUGUUAUUACGGGUUUGCUGGGACGUCAGUCUCCCGUGACCACAGUUAGUGCAACCUGGCUGAAACGUCGGAAAAAAGGUAAAAUAAUGAAAUUUAAUCGCGUUAGACCCGAUAAUGACAUUAAUUAUGUGUACAAAACGCGAGAGGUUAAAGUGUUAUAUGUGGAAAUGGUUGUUUAACAGUCCCCGGAAGCUCGGCCGAAUUUCACCUUCCCAUACGAACGGAGUUUCGUUCUCAUUUUAAAACUACGUGUUGGAUUGUAAUGAAACUUUGCACAUACAAUGACAUGAGGCUAUCUAGGUCUGUAAUUAGUUUAUAUAGCUCUAGUAUAUGUAACAAACGAAAUAGAGCAAAAACUAGUUUUGUAUGAAAAACUUAAAUUCGCUGUAAUUUUUUUACUAUGGUAUCUGAAGCUACAUAAACUAAUUACAGACCUACUCGUAGAUAUACUUUAUCCUAUUGUAAGUACAAAGUUUCAGAUCAAUCUAGCUUGUCGUUUUAAAAUGAGAGCGUAGCUACGUUUGUAUAGAGAACCACGAGCUUGCCGGAGACCCUGUUACUUAUAACUUUAUAAGUUAUGCUCAUACCCGAUACGUAUAAGGAAUUAAGUAAUGUCAACUCGAAUGUAAAGACGCUUAGCACACUGCUUACGUGCGAGCGAGAUGUCGCUAUAAUACGCGCACGGCGUUGUCUCGCUCAAACAUCGGAGCGACAUGUGAAUCGGAUGCAGUGUGCCAUGCGCCUAAAGCCCUAUUUAUACGAUUCAAGAACAUGCAUGCAAUAUUCGAUACAUUGUUAAUUACAGAGCACCUACAAAUAAUUCAGUCAAUAGGGAAUAUUACGCGAAACCCUGCAUAGGGGGCGCCACUACCACAUUCUGAGGGUCUAUCGCGAAACAAGAAAAUCGGAAUUUCGUUAUCUAACAUCUCUGUCACUCUUGCUUAUUCGAGCGAUAAAGAGGCAGACUGCGAAAUUUCGGAUUCGCGUUUCCCGGUAGGUCCUCUGUAAACAAACCGCCUUGAUGAAUCAAUGUCAUAUUUUAUUAUCUCUAAAAACUUGUCAAAAACCUGUUAAAAAUAUAGUAUGUAUAAGUUACUCUAUGGUUUACUAAAGGGGAACUAAAGGGGCUAGUGCUGCACUCUGGUGGCAGAACAUUGCCUUGCAUGCAAAUUCUUGAACUGUCUAAAUAGGACUUGACACAUCUGUGGUUACGGGAGUCCGUAUGGCCUAUGGACUCCUGUACCGUACUAUGGCAUAAACCAGGUGUCGCCAAACCGUGGCCCGCGUCACCCAAACAGUUGAGUUCUUGGCCGUUUUUUUUUUCCGUUGUAAGUUCAUGAGUUGUUAGAGAUCCGUGAAAUUUUAGGUUUUUUCUACUCAGAAUCACGAGCCCUUUCGAGUCUACUAGGUGAAAAAAGGGUCCCAUGUUUCUUUGUUUCCAUAACGCUACUUUUCUAUAGGCAGUAUGGCAGUAGUGUUUUGGAAGUGAAAAAGUUAUAGGUAAAAAUUGGGACACUUUUUGACCUAGUAGAUUCGAUAGGGCUCGUGAUGCUGAGUAGAUAAAACCUAAAAUUUCACGAAUCCCUAACAACUCAUGAACUUACAACGAAAAAAAAACGCCCUCUUAGGUUUAGAACGCACUGCGGUUUUUUCAAAAGAGGUUCCGCAACCGAAAAAAAUGUAACGUACGGCAUGCUUUAUAAGCGCGACACGCACUUAAAAGACUGAAACCGCAAGAAAUUACUGAAACCGCAAGAAAAAAACCGCAGUUGCCUCCUAAGCCUUAGAUCACUGAAAACAACAUUUUUGGCUCUUUGAACUUUAUAAAACUGGUGAUUUCUACUGUGGUUGGUUCUUCUUUUCAAAACUUGCGGUCUCCUGGCAUAGGCUAUGGUUUUGGUUAGACCGUACCCGUAUUUGCAACUCGAGCAGCUUGCAUAAGUUAAAAGAGGGUAGGAACAGUUGAUGGUGUAGAUAUUUUAAGAACAAGUGCAAUGAUCUUUAGGUAGUUGUUUUUAUUUAUUACUUGAGAAUGCCAAUGAACGAGUCACGAAAGAAAGGAAUACUCUUUAGUGUUGAUAUUCGAGUUAAAUUAUUAACUGUUUUAGUGUGGAACUUUUUGUUAUUGAACCAUUGUUAUGCUAACCUUUUGAACGCUAUGAACACCUAAAGUUGUCGUCACUAGUCGUGUCCACAGCGCCAAGGAUAACUAUAGGUGUUAUAGCGGACGCUGUCAAAGUAGCCUUCACACUUUCAUGUAAGGAUUACAUUAUACUCGAAACCGGUAAUUAAGACAAGACCACAUCAAUAAAUAUAUAUUAUUUAUCAAUAGUGAUGAAGCCAAUAUAUUGAAGCAUAUUGCAAAAAGGUUGGCGAUACCUGAGAAGUUUACUUAACAGUGACAUAAGUGACAUAAGUGACUUAUCUGUCGUAGAUUUUUUGGUCUUGAAUUCCAGUUUCGAGAUAAGUCGCUUGCGCCUGGAACCUAGGCGUGUCAGUGACGUUUUUGUUUGUUAUGACAUAAAGCGUUCAAAAGGUUAAGAAGCACAAAGGAAACGCAAACGAUCCUUAUCCAUAUAAAGAUCCUUACAUAAUGGCUACAAUAUAAGUACCUAAUACAACUAACCACGAGGAAUUUCGUGCAUUGACCCGUCUAUUCCUAUCUCUAUCGCACGUGAAUAAUUAUAUAUCUCUCCCGCUCGCACACUGCCAUUGACCGCUGGCAUUCGAGCGGAGCAGCUAUAUAAUUACGGGCGUCGUGCCUUAUGGCCGCGUAUCAUUUUUCUUUGUGCCUUUUAUAUCGAUGGUUCGAAUUUUAAAAUAUAUGACUGUGCAAUAACGCCAAUAUUUAAAGCGAGAUGCCAUAAAAUGGAAUAUUUGGAAUGGUAGUAGUCUAGCCGUUGUAGACGAUUUUCUACUUUUAUAAUACGUAUACAUUCCACUAUGGCCAUAUCGGUAAGCUGACCAUUAAGUUUCUAUUGUUAAGACUGACAUAGCUUUUAUAUUGUUCUAGUUUUAGCCAUCGCAUUUGCCAAUUUUUUGCAGUGGCAACGGUCUUAUGUGAUUCAAUUCAUUCAAUUACGAAACAGCGCGGGUAUAGUAAGACGCUUUACCCAUUAAGAAAAGGAGGAGGGGGGGGGGGAUGAAAUAUAUUGUGCAAAAAAUAGGUUGAGAACCCCUGCUUUCUUUUGAAUUUUCUGGAUGCUUAUGCCCACCCAUCAAAAUCGACCUAUUGCUGCAAAAAGUCAUGUGGUCGCUAUUACGAUUAGGUAUUCUUUGUUUUUAAAACAGGAAGUAAUAUAUUACAAUUAUUUAUGAA